Cucurbita pepo subsp. pepo (vegetable marrow) is the source of this 930-nucleotide messenger RNA. RefSeq names its product MYB-like transcription factor EOBII. The record is from RefSeq and is a predicted model, not a curated record. Gene Ontology annotation, cellular component: nucleus. Gene Ontology annotation, molecular function: sequence-specific DNA binding; DNA-binding transcription factor activity. Gene Ontology annotation, biological process: regulation of DNA-templated transcription. Lineage: Eukaryota; Viridiplantae; Streptophyta; Magnoliopsida; Cucurbitales; Cucurbitaceae.
UUGGUUGGUCCUGUAUCAAGGGUACUACACGAGUACAACUGACCUUCUUUGACUAACCCUGUAUCAAGGGUAAUAAACGAGUACGACCGGCCUUCUUUGGCUAGUCCUAUAUCAAGGUUACUACACAAAUACAACUAAUCUUCUUUGGCCAGCCUUGUAUUAAAGGUACUAAACGAGUACGACUGACCUUCUUUAGUUCGCCCCGUCCCUUUGCAACGAGGGUAACUCAUACGUACCUUUUCCUUCCGUUUGGCCUCUCUAUAAAACCCUAACUACCGUCAUGAUCUUAUCAUCUCUCUCUCUCUUUCUCUCUCUAAAAUGGAUAGAAAAGCAUGCAACUCAGCCGAAGGUGUGGUGGAGGUUAGGAAAGGGCCAUGGACUAUGGAAGAAGACUUGAUUCUCAUCAACUACAUAGCCAAUCAUGGUGAAGGUGUUUGGAACUCUCUUGCUCUAUCAGCUGGUCUAAAACGUAACGGGAAGAGCUGUCGACUCCGGUGGCUGAACUACCUCCAUCCCAAUGUUCGACGAGGCAACAUCACCUCAGAUGAACAACUACUGAUCAUAGAACUACAUGCCAAAUGGGGAAACAAGUGGUCGAAAAUAGCAAAGCAUCUCCCGGGAAGGACGGAUAAUGAGAUAAAGAACUACUGGAGGACGAGAAUCCAAAAGCACGUAAAGCAAGGGUAUCAUCGCUUCAACGCUCGACAAACGAGCUCAAAAGCAACGUCUCGGGAUCGUAAUCAAGUGAAUGAAGAAGCUCCAAGUUCUUACACAAUGGAUCCAAUAAUGGAAACCUAUUCUCCUCCAAAUUACACUCAAAAUCUUGAUGCCUUCUCAUUGCCUUUGCUCCCAAUUGAUCAUUCCAAUCAAAAUUAUUGGAGCAUGGAGGAUCUAUGGUCUAUGCAACUUCUCAACCAAUAAAAAUUAAUU